AGACGUUUCCUUGGCCCUGAUUGAAACCCAAUCCAAUCCAAAGGCCCAAUCUGAGUUCAAGGCCAUGAAAACCUAGCAAUAAAUCCCCCAAAUCCUAUUCUUUCAAUCUAAAAUUUUCAACGUGACUGUCCAGUUCAGGCGUAAAGAAUAAGAAGAGAAAGAAAUUAAGAAGAAUCAAGAAUGUAUUCAACAUGGCCUCGUUCAUUGUUAAAGAAAGACGUUAAUGCCCUUUCUGAGGCACCUUCUUCAGAGGGUCCAAAUUCAGGUUUUCUUGUUCUCCAAGAUGAAGCAGCACAAAGCUAUUGGUUCUUUGGUUUGUUGAAAAACAGAAACAUCAGCCAUUUCCCUUUUCCUCAGAGCGAGAAUCUGACCGUCAGUUAUACUGUUAAUAGAGGAGGAAAUGGGUCCACAACGGAUUACGACGACGUUAUGUUCAUUCCAGUUCUUAAUCAGCCCUUGUCUUCCAACCGCUACUAUGUUAUAUGGAGGAAAGGAAAGCAUCAAGGGAAGGCAUGUACAAGUUCAAAGGAAGAGGAUAUGAGAACUUGUUUAUGCUUCAAUUUUGUGAAAGAUGUUAAACCAAGACCUUUGGACCCCUUUAACGAACAGCAACAAUUCGAGAUAAUCAAGAAGAGUUCUGGAUUCCAUGCAAAGUCUGUUGCUCCUGAUGGGUUCCCUCCUUUAUUCUUAAGGAGGAAAGGUUGGACUGUUGAAGCUUCUACACCCAAGAAUUACAAGUUGGAAGAAGCUCUUGGCCUAAAUCAAUUGUUGCGCGGUCAAUUACCGGCAUUCGAUUUCCCAUUGUCUAAUGAUAGUUCUGGUUCUGUGGUCAUUGGGAAUUGGUACUGUCCAUUUAUGUUUGUAAAGGAAGGAAUGGAACUCAAGGACCAAAUGAAAAGAUCUGUGUUUUACACAUUGACACUUGAGCAAAGAUGGGAGAAGAUUUUGUCAAUGAAGAAUAAUAGUGUUUAUGGUAGUAAAGGUAAUGAUGGGGUGUUAGUGGAUGUUGUUGUUGAAACAGAAUUUGCUAUGGUGGGUGGUGGAAAGGAAGCUGAUUGGGGUGAAGGAAAUGGUGAUGAUGGAGUGGUUUGGUUUAGUGUGGGAAGAGAGGUCAGUGUUGGAUUGAAUUUGGUUAUUGUCGAGAGAAUGAAAUGGGAGCAAGAAAGAGGUGGUUGGUUGGGUAGGAAUAAGAGGCAAGAGAGGAUAAUUAGAGAUGAGAAAUUUGAAGGGGGAAUUAAAUGGGAAAAUUUUGGGUGUUAUGUGCUUGUGGAAAGCUUUGUUUUGAAGAGAAUGGAUGGAAGCUUUGUGUUAACUUGUGGUUUCAGACACACCAAUCAAAUUAUGUGUAAAUGGGAGUGAUGACCACGUUGUUAUUCGUUUCUUAUGUACAUACUAGUUUGGAAACUAUUUGGAUAUAAAAUUCAAGAAAACAAAAGAAAAAAAAAAGAACUGAAAGAUAUAUGCUUUUAGUGCUAUGAAACAG
This is a messenger RNA of Arachis ipaensis, 1483 nucleotides long. RefSeq lists its product as uncharacterized. The record is from RefSeq and is a predicted model, not a curated record. Lineage: Eukaryota; Viridiplantae; Streptophyta; Magnoliopsida; Fabales; Fabaceae.